AGAAUACUGUUCAAAUCCCUCUUUCCGACCACGAUUAAAUACUUUCUGCACUCUAUCAAUACAGAAAAAUAUUGCUAUUAUAAAUCUGAAUUGUACUUCGAUUCUGUCUUGUUAUAGAUUGUGGUCGUACCGCGGACUCCAAAACCGCGCAAAAGGUAGUAGGCAUUGACGGAUUACUAGAGUACCGCAAGGACAAGCAAGAACUUUAUAUAAGAUCAAACAAAACAUGGAAUGUGUUAGCACAAAAGAACGAGGUAGGUCGACAUAUAUUUUAUGUAAUUAGUCUUAAAUCAUGUCAAAAUAGUUGGAAACUUGGUUAAUUAUACUAGACCUGGAAUGCCAGCAUAUAGGUAGCGAUGAGAACAAACAGCGGCAAUCUUUAUAGGAAAUACAACUACCUGAUAAAUGUAAACAGAACCUCGACGUUCGCUAGUAUAAAAGCACAUAAUUUUCCCAAUCUACGCUACGAACUUCUCAAGAACUUCUCAUCGAAGUUCUUUCUAUUUGUUGCUGGUUGAAUUGCGUUUUCUAUAAAGAUUUCUAUAAAUUUUAGUUAAUAGAUGUAUUUUCAUUUAGGGUAAUCAUUAUAUUCGCUCAGUAUAUACACCAGAUUUACAUCGGCUGCUCUGACUUUUUUGUAUACCAAAAAACACACGUAUGUUUUCAAACACUUCGUUAAGGCCCUGUCACACUAUUGCGUAUCGUAUACUAGCGUACGUAUGCCAGCGUAUGAAAAAUAUCACUCAUACGCCGGUAUACGCUCACAUACGCUAGGGUUACGUUAGGACCCAGAUUACUGAACCAUUGAUGCGUGCUGGCCCAUCGGCCGAAAGAAUUCAAGGCGGAUAGCGGAUAGCGGCGUAUAAGACGCUUAAUCGGUUUAGGUUUGGUAAUAGCAUCAACUUUAUUAGGAACCCAUCGUACUAUAUUAUGGUCAGCAGACCCAAGCGGAGCAAGAAUAUGCGGCUUGUCAUAAAAAUCUUGUAAAUCGGUGACGAUGAGAUCAAGGGUAGAUGACCCCCUUGUAGGAGCAGAAACGACUUAAUUGCUUCAAACUAAGACUACGGGUUAGGUUCGAAACAUCAAAAUUAUUAAAAUCACCAAGGAAUACGAUUCUACAAUUAGGAUAACAAUUCCUAAUGGAAUCCGUUGUGUUCAUCAGAUAUUCAUCAAGAUCACGUAGAUCUUCAGCAGUUCUGCCAGGGGGGUUAUACACAACGCAAACUGCAAUAGCCGAUAUAUAUAUAUAUAUAUAUAUAUAUAUAUAUAUAUAUAUAUAUAUAUAUAUAUAUAUAUAUAUAUAUAUAUAUAUAUAUAUAUAUAUAUAUAUAUAUAUAUAUAUAUAUAGCAACCCAGUGCAGUAUUCUACGGUUAUUUCUGGAAUCUGGGCGAUCAGCCGUUACCCCUCAGUUCACCACAAGGAAAAAUUCAGAUGUAAACAUACCGAUCUAAAAUAAUUCUUUUUCACACAUAAAGUAAGUUAUUCCUGCAUGAUACUUCUGCUCCUGUGAAACUACUUGCCUUAUGGCAAUGGUUAACGAAAUUUAAUCAGUCUUUGUAGGAUUCAUCCAUCUUCCAAAGUCCACAGUUUCUUUCUUUCUUUUUUUAUUUCCCCCACUGUUCCAAUUUCAAAAUUCCCGCCUUCCUUCGUUUCCUGCAUGUCUAGAAAUCCUAGGAGACCUAAAUAUAGAGUUUGGUAAAGACAUUGCUAUUUUAUUUUGUCGUCUUCACUAUCGCUUGCAAAGCUAUAAUUAGCUAGUAUUGCAUGUGAACAGUUAGAUCAUCAUAUCGAAAGUAUCGUCAUUUGUAUAGUAUAAUGUGGCGAUUAAAUUGUGUUCUUAUAUUUCAGGUAGAUCUAAAACUUGCGGAAUUUGAAAAAAAAAUGUUUAAGUUAUUGAAUUUUAACUGUGAGUAUUGCUAUAUUUUCAACAGUACUGUAAUCCUGGCCUAUAUAAACCGCGAAAGAAAAAUAGCAUAGACUAAUCGACUCGAGCUAUAUGCUCUCUGUAUAUCCCAAUUUAUUCUUUUUAUAUUGAACAUUUACAGCCAGGCAAGAAUGCAGCAGUUAUACAUUGCUUGAUAACAAAGAUCGAAACAUAAAGUACAGAAGUGGCAAGAGUUUGUGUGACAGUGGUAUUUCAACCAGAUGGUACAGAUUUGGUGGUGAUGCUGGAACUCAGUUGUCUACUACUUGUGUUCCGAGAGGCAGUGGCAUAAACAAUCUAAAAUGUUCUACUCAAGCUAUUUCUUGGUUGAAUGGCGCUCAUCCAUCUGUGAGUGAUGGAAAAGUCACACGUGAGGUGUGCUUCAGUUGGGUCAGCAGUUGUUGCUCGUUUAAAAAAAAUAUUGAAGUGAUCAACUGUGGAUUCUUUUAUAUCUACAAACUGGUCUCUCCACCUGGUUGCUCUCUUCGAUACUGUGGAACUGACGUCUGAAUUCUAAAAUGAAAUAAAGCCUCGAAUCUUGUUAAAAUUGAUUGGGUUAUGGUAAUUAGGUUAAGCAACUGCAGUGAUGCGAUUUUUAUGUAAGGGGAUCAGAGAAGUACAGUUUGAAUAAAAUAUAUUGUCAAGGUUAUACUUUUAUUUCUUAAACAAACCAUCAAAAAUGGUGUAAUAAAACUUCACGACUUGCGAUUAAACGGUUUAAACACGACUACAAAUUCAAUUGAUAUACUGCCUUAUUAGUAUUCUUA
Paramuricea clavata is the source of this 2692-nucleotide messenger RNA. The record is from the annotation of a GenBank genome assembly. NCBI's taxonomy places the organism in Eukaryota, Metazoa, Cnidaria, Anthozoa, Malacalcyonacea, Plexauridae.